This is a messenger RNA of Periconia digitata, 271 nucleotides long. Lineage: Eukaryota; Fungi; Ascomycota; Dothideomycetes; Pleosporales; Periconiaceae. The record is from the annotation of a GenBank genome assembly.
AUGGCUGCGAUAUCGAUCUUGUCACAAUCUCCCACCACUGAGUGUUGCAUAAUAAUCCACGUUCUGCACAGCCUGUGGAUGUGUUUCGUCGACAGUCCAAAUACAUACACGAUGAGCUGGAUGCCUCAACAUGUCCAUCACAUUGGACUUGCUACGAUAGAUCGGAACGUAUUUGUACAAAGAAUCUAACGCAUAUCUUACAACCUCCGCGGCCACCAUACUUGUGUUCCUUCAAUCCUUCCAGGCAAUAUACACAUAUCCUACAGUGUUC